AUGGGCAUCUUUAAACUGUUGAUCGUGGGGGCCUCACCAAUUCGAAGUGCCAACGAGUCGCAACCAGACGACUUGAAUCGUCUUCGCAGAGCCGUUACCGAAGCGUGUCUGGGAGCCCGACCGUUUGUCUGCUACUCCUUCGACAAGCUCGGGCAAGAUUACCCAGCAUGGCUGCAAACAUCAGAUGCGCAAAAAGAAUCAAACAAGUGCUCGUCGUGUGAUGUCACACUGGGAAAGGAAUGCUACGUUGGUGAGGUGUUAAACGCCGAUCCUCCACAUGGCAAGAGGCUGAAAUGUGACGAGUGCCGCCCCCAAUUUUGCGAGGCUGAUAAAAUGCCGGCUGCGGAUUGUGUUGCGCCAGUCAAGACACCCGGUGACAAGGCAAAUCCACAACUGCAGCACGGAGGUCGGGUGAAGCGUCAGGGUUCUUCACUUCCGACUGUAUCCUAUCCACGAUGCAUCAAGACUGACGGCCUGCCGGAAGACCAGAAGGCGAUCGUAAAAGCCGACGGACUGCUCGACUGCGAGCGGAACCCUUUCUACAAGGAAUUGGGCCUCGAAUCGCUCACCGUCACCAAAUUGCCACUUUGCAGUGGCGUCGAUUCGAAUAAGAAAUUCUGUCAGUCCGUUGUUGCCACAGAGCCGACCACCAAUAUGCCAAAUACCGCCCUCACCGACGAGGGUCUGUUGCUCAUGCUGACUUCUUCGCCGCUGGCUCUUGUCGGCAUCGGUGUCGGCGCAGCCGAGCCAGGGCAGGCGGCCACCCUAAACGAUCAGACGGGCAUCCUCUACGAGAUUCCUGCUUAUGAGCCAACCAAGCCGGCAGCGAAGAAGUCUGCCCCCAACCCAACCCAACAGCCAUCCGGAAUCACGGAAUUGCCGGCACUGUUUGGGACGUUCGGCUAUCCCACGCCUGAUUAUGAAUGGGUCGAGAAUUACAAAGCAGAGGACCCGCGCGCUGCCGGCGGUGUUGAGGUCGUGGAUCAAGAGCCACUGCCAGAAGCCGAGCUCCGAACUUUCGUGACGUCGCUGCACGGGAGCGUGACGCCAUCACGGAACCCCGGGGGCGCCGAGCCCAACGAGUCGCAAAAGACCAUGGUUGAGGAGGCCAAGGUGAGCCAAAAGGAAAUGGACGACGCCAUGGCCCUCGUGCCGUCGGCCCUCGAGCGACUGUUCGACUACCGAAAAGCAGCUGCCGGGGAACAAGCCGAGUUCACCGUCAAGGAGGUGCUGACCUUGCUCAUCGGAUUCGCCGGCGUGCAACUCAAAGAAAAGACAUUGAUCGCCAAAAUCGACGGCCAAACGACGAUGGUUGGCGACAUACAUGGACAGUGGGACACCCUGCAGCGGGUCGUCUCAGCCGCUGCCCACCGACGGGAACACAGGGAUCCGGCUCUCUCCACGGGAGGCGGAAAGAUACUGUUCCUGGGUGACAUCGUCGACCGAGACGUGUUCUGUAUGGAGUGCAUGCUGAUGAUUAUGGUGAUGAAGAUCACGUAUCCAGAUAAGGUGUUCCUCCUUCGCGGGAAUCACGAAACGGCGCACAUCAACCGGCAAUACGGCUUUUUCGAUGAGCUAGUGGGCAGAUAUCCGCUAGCGGACGCCAAAUUGCUGUGGACGGCCUUCAACCGGGUCUUCAAUUUGCUGCCCCUGUGCGCGUUGGUCGGCGGCGAACGCCGUGGUCUCUUUGUGGUGCACGCUGGAUUUGGUCCAAAAUUCGAAAAGGAGGGCCUGGACGCGCUCAAAGAUGUGCCAUACCCGCUCAGCGAGACCGAAGCCUGGCCGCAGGUUAUGGACAUGAUCUGGUCGGAUCCCGAGCCGCUGGCCGAUCAACCCGAG
Molecule: messenger RNA, 1839 nt
Organism: Mesorhabditis spiculigera
Lineage: Eukaryota; Metazoa; Nematoda; Chromadorea; Rhabditida; Rhabditidae
Source: the annotation of a GenBank genome assembly